Topomyia yanbarensis is the source of this 492-nucleotide messenger RNA. RefSeq lists its product as uncharacterized. Lineage: Eukaryota; Metazoa; Arthropoda; Insecta; Diptera; Culicidae. The transcript is spliced from 3 exons. The coding region runs from base 1 to 492 and encodes 163 amino acids. The record is from RefSeq and is a predicted model, not a curated record.
AUGGUCAAAGAAGAUGCACAGAAUAAUGGAGAAGAUUUUUUUAAAGAAAAUUUUCGAAUGUUUCCACAUACAUUUGACUUACUGUGUGACAAAGUUAAACACAUGCAAAAACUCGAUUCCAACUUCCGCAAAUGUAUACCGCUACGGAAAAGAGUCGCAAUUGCAAUGUACGCCCUGGGAUCAUCUGCUGAAUACAGAACAAUUGCCAAUAUGUUUGGUGUUGGUAAAUCCACAGUAUGCCAAAUUUUAUUAGAUUUUUGCAACGAAGUGUGGCGAGUCAUGAAGAAAGAUUUUUUAAACACGUAUCCUAUUAGUGAAGAACAACUGAAAGAGAGGAUUGCAGGGUUUGAAAAGCUUGGGUUUCCACAAUGCUAUGGUGCCAUUGAUGGAUGUCACAUUGAGGUCAGACCUAACGCUGAUGAUGCAGUAGACUACCACAACUACAAAGGGUGGUACUCAACGGUACUGCUUGCAUUGGUAGAUUACAGGUAA